AUGUCCGUCGGAAGCAGACUGCUGCGUCUGCCGCCCGAGUUGCGCGAUGCCGUCUACCACUUCGUCGCGCUGGACGACCGACUCGCCUUUGCCGACCACAUCCGGAGACCGCCGUUGCUGCGCACAUGCAAGCAGUUGCGCCAGGAAUACGCCAGUAUCUUCUUCGCUCAUGAAUUUGUUGUCUUCGACGCAUAUUAUCCCGAGACCGAUUGGUGGUCGCUCGUCGGAGGAAAGUCAGCCAAAAUGGACCUCUUCGGCCGCGCUCGCUUCAUCGACAUGGCUGGCUUCUGCAACAGUCUUGCAGGUGCCCAGAGACAUUGCCAGAAAUACUGUAAUCCGUUGACUGAGGAAGAAGUAACAACCGGAGGCCGUGGGGCUUGUUGA
This is a messenger RNA of Zasmidium cellare ATCC 36951, 384 nucleotides long. RefSeq lists its product as uncharacterized. Lineage: Eukaryota; Fungi; Ascomycota; Dothideomycetes; Mycosphaerellales; Mycosphaerellaceae. The record is from RefSeq and is a predicted model, not a curated record. Bases 1 to 384 code for a protein of 127 amino acids. The transcript is spliced from 2 exons.